This is a messenger RNA of Pecten maximus, 1077 nucleotides long. RefSeq lists its product as uncharacterized. NCBI's taxonomy places the organism in Eukaryota, Metazoa, Mollusca, Bivalvia, Pectinida, Pectinidae. The record is from RefSeq and is a predicted model, not a curated record. The transcript is spliced from 6 exons. Bases 68 to 712 code for a protein of 214 amino acids.
UAUUAUAUAUGUAUUUUCUAUAUGAAAGAAUACUGUUUACAGGAACUUUGACCUGUCGCCAGUCCGGAUGAACUCGACGUUUGUUGUCCCCCCACCACCGGAGCAGUCGCUGAACGCCUCGUUUGACCUGACGGUACAGGAUGACGAUGAUCCCGUCUGCAUAUCGGAGAGAUCUUUAGGUGAUGCGCCCCUCACUGACACCGUCGUGGUAGACGAGGACACCACCUACGAGAUCGUGGAGAGCGGGACCAUCCGUCGCUGCCGGAAGCUGAUCGCCACCGAUGGCUAUUCAUACACGGUUAAGAGCUCCAACCCCACCACAACUCAGUGGAGAUGCGCUGUCCGGAACCGAUCGACAUGGUGCCGCGCUUCCGUCAGCCAGAGAGGAACCACGUUCACGCCCGGAUCAGCAGACCACAUCCACCCUCCUGACCAUUCCACAGCCAUGCUUGUCCGUGUCAAGAAACAGAUCUGGGAAGAUGCCAACGCUCAGCCGUUUACAUCUGCGCAGACGAUAGUGGAGGAGAAGCUGCAGGCCAACGUUGAUGACGACGACUUCGACUUGCCGAAGCCCGCCAACCUGAUCCGGCGUAGAGGGAGUAUACCAACAUCUCCGCGCCGACCAGUUCACAGUCGAACAAGGCCAUGCCACACCCAGGAGGCAGGUCACACACACACAAAAAAAAAAAAAACAAAACAUUUUGGUUCUUGAAAGAGGAGGCCUCCACGUGGCAAGAACUGGUAACGGUAUACAUCGUUUAAAUGCAUGCAUAUACAUGCGACGAAAUGAUAUAUACCGGCUGACAUCCUCUUAUAACUUAUAUGCAAUAAAUUGUUAUGGCAGGGGAAGUAACCGCAAUACAAUAUACAUUUUAGUUCUUGCUAGUUACCUCCCCUAUUAAUAAAGCAGGAAAUGAUUUCAAAACAAUAAAAUUAUAAAAUAUUACCUCCAUUAUUAAUAACAUUCAUUACAUGUUACAGUAUAGCCCGUCACACUAUUAUAUAUUAUAAAUAGAGGCCGAGGUGUCCAGGCCGAGAAAGUAUUGGGGCCGAGGUGUCUUAGGCCGAGGACGGUAC